AUGGAGGGUAUAAUAUCUGUGCCUAAUGCGUUUGCUUCUCCUCCAUGGGGAGGGAAGGAGACAUACCAGCUAACAGAGACUCUCCCUUAUAACAGCAGCAGCAGCAGCAGCAGCAGCAGCAGCAAUAAUAAUAACAGUAUGCAGAGAGGUCUGAUGACAGCAAGUGUAGGUACUUAUUACCAAGGAGGUGCUGCUGCUGCUGCGUAUAUGCAGCAGCAGCAGCUGCAGCACCAGCUGCAGCAGCAACAGUUGCUGCAACAGCAGCAGCAGUUGCUGCAGCAGCAGCAAGUUGCUGCUGCACUUGCAGGAGACACAGGAGGCAGCAGCACUUAUGCACCAUACAGCAGCAGUUUGUCUCCUUCUCCUGCUGCUGCAGAUAUACAUAGAUGGUCUGCUGCUGCUGCUGCUGCUGCUGCUGUCUCUCCACUGCAGCAGACACAGCAUCAUGAAGACAUUUAUGCUGCUGAAUGGAGACACCUGCAGCAGCAAAAGAUUCACCUGCAGCAGCAGCAGCAACAGCAGCAGCAGCAGCAGCAACAGCUAGAACAGAAGCUAAGAGAUAUUAACCAACUGCAGCACGAAACAUAUGAAUCAACAACUCAACAGCAGCAACUUCAUGAACUGCAGCAGCAGCAGCAGCAGCAGCAGCAGCAGCAGUAUGAACUGCAGCAGCAGCAGCAGUAUGAACUGCAGCAGCAGCAGCAGCAGCAGCAGCAGCAAUAUGUGCCUGCCUAUGGAGACUUCCCUCUGCCUGAGUUACCAAGUCUUGGUAGGGAUAUAUCCCAGCAGCACUCUCCAUCAAUGCAGCAGCAGCAGCAGCAGCAGCAGCAGCAGCAGCAGCUACAAUUCUUGGGGCUUUCGCAUGCAGCAUAUGAGGAGACACUUAUCCCCCCUUUGCUGCAGCAGCAAACAUUUGCUUCUCCUAAAGGAGACAGCAGCAGCAGUCUUACUUAUUCAGCGCUGCAGCAGCAGCAGCAGCAGCAACUGCUGCAGCAGGAGCAACUGCUGCAGCAGCAGCAACUGCAGCAGCAGCAGCAGACGGACAGCGAUGAUUUUUUGCCAAGCGAAUUUAUUCGUGAACCAGAGAUCGUAGAGAAUAUAAUAGAGGUACCUGUAGAGAAGAUAGUAGAGAAGAUAAUAGAGGUACCUGAGCAUAUGUUGCUGCCUCCUGAGCAGCAGCAGCAGCUACUACAGCAGCAGCAGCAGCAGCAGCAGCAGCAGCAGCAGCAGCAGGAGUUGCUGCUGCUGCAGCAAGAAGAAAUAAUACCUAUACCUAAAAUACAUAUUAUAGAGAAAAUUAUACACAAAAUAAAAAAUAUAAAUAUACAUAAAAUUGUAGAUGUACCUAAGAUACAUAUUAGGCAUGUGCCUGUGGAUAAGAUAGUGGAGGUGCCUGAGCUCCAUAUAAAAUACGUGAAGAUACCUCAGCCACAAGAUGUCUAUGAGGAGGUGGAGAAGCCGGUCUUCGUCACCAAGUAUGUUAAGAGAGAAGUGCCAAUCUAUAAAGAAAAAAUUGUAGAUGAAAUUGAACCUGUAGAGGUAGUGCGUGAGGUGCCCGUCCCUCGUCCUAUAUGUAUAGAGAGACAAAUAGGUGUCCCUUGUAUAGUAAGAAAAGGGACACCAUUAAUAAAAACAAAUAAAGGAUUAAUUAAUAUACAACAAUUUAUUAAGGAUAAUAAUAUUAUACAAGUUAAGCAUAAUAAGCAGCAGCAGCAGCAGCAGCAGAUAGAGCAGCAGCAACAGCAGCAGCAGCAGCAGCAGCAGCAGCAGUUUGAGCAGCAGCAGCAGCAUUGGGGAGUUCAGCAAAUGUCUUCGCCUCUGCAGCAAACACAAAAUAUAGAUUUGCUGCAGCAGCAGCAGCAGCAGCAGGAAUUUGAGCAACAGCAGCAGUUCCUGCAGCAGCAGCAGCAGUUGCUCCGGCAGCAGCAGUUGCAGCAGCAACUGCAGCAACAGCAGCAGCAACAGCAACAGCAACAGCAGCAGCAGCAACAGCAGCAGAGCUCAAGAUGGGACUAUGGAAGCAACUUCGUGCAGUCUCCUGCAACAGAAGCAGCAGAUAUGUCUGCUGCAGCAGCAGCAGCAGCAGCAACAGCAACAGCUGCUCCUCCUACGAUGUGGACACAGCAGCAGCAGCACCAACUGAGGCAGCAGCAGCAGCAGCAACAGCAGCAAGUGCUGCAGCACGUCAGCAGCUACCCUGGCAGCAUGUCACCUCGUAGCUUCGUAACUAGAGACCCAUCACUAGAUGCUGCUGCUGCUGCUGCUGCUGCUAUAUCUGCUGCUUCUUCUGCUGCUGCUUCUGUGUCUUGUCCUACUGCUGCUGCUACUGUUGCAUCUACAUGGGAGUUGCAUGCGCCCUACGAUCCCUCUGGUUGUCCCUUUGAGCUGCAGCUGCAGCAGCAGCAGCAAAUAAAGCAGCAGCAGCAGCUAAAGCAGCAGCAGCAACUAAAACAGCAACUGCAGCAGCAGCAGCAGCAAAUACACAAACAUAAUCCUUAUCCAGUCAGUCCUCGGUAG
Eimeria maxima is the source of this 2517-nucleotide messenger RNA. RefSeq lists its product as hypothetical. Lineage: Eukaryota; Apicomplexa; Conoidasida; Eucoccidiorida; Eimeriidae. The transcript has 6 exons. The coding region runs from base 1 to 2517 and encodes 838 amino acids. The record is from RefSeq and is a predicted model, not a curated record.